GCAUCACAGGAGAAAAAGGAAACCAACACCGGAGAGCUUCAUGGAUAGACGUCGAAAGGAACGUGAAGAGAUCAGUGCUACUGGGGCCAUAGAAGUUUGGGGUUUGUCCCCAAGAGAACCUCCACCAGAUUCUGAUGAUGAGCUUAAUAAGAUGGCUCUAGCUGCAGACAGGAUGAAAAAGAGUGAAAGUGAAAGUGAAAAGGACAGCAGUGAGGAGGAGAAAAAGAAAAAGAAACACAGGAAAUCUAGUAAAAAGAAAUCAAGAAAAAGUCGCCAUAAAAAGAAAAGUAAAAAGCAUCGCAAGAAGAAGGUUCACCAAAAGUCAAGCUCUGAGAGUGAUGAUGAAUCAGAAGAAGACGCUGAUGUGGAAUGGCAAGAGUCAUGGAUUGAAAAGCAAAAAGACAAAGAUAAAGAGGGAGGCAAUGGUGUCAUUGGGCCUCUUCCACUUAUGCAAGACGCAGGCAAUCAAGACAUUACUGACUUUGGAGGAGCUCUGCUACCUGGUGAGGGUGAAGCAAUGGCACAGUAUGUGAAGGAAGGCAAGCGAAUCCCUCGCCGUGGUGAGAUUGGGCUCACAAGUGAUGAGAUUGCUACAUUUGAAUCAUCUGGUUACGUGAUGAGUGGAAGCAGGCAUCGUCGCAUGGAAGCCGUACGUUUGAGAAAAGAGAACCAGAUUUACAGUGCAGAUGAAAAGCGAGCAUUGGCUAUGUUUAACUAUGAAGAACGAUCCAAGAGAGAAAACAAAAUCUUGUCAGACUUCAGGGAGAUGAUUCAUCAGAAAAUCAACAAAAAGAAAUAGUUGUUUCUCUAGCUAUCUUAGCUUCCUCCGGUUCCAACUGCUCUUUCCAGUGAUGCUUGAUGAUGGGCAGGCAUACCAAAUAUUGGCACACAAGUAGCAGAAAAGGAAAUGAGAGAAAGUCCUACCCAUAGACAGCCAAAGAAAUGCUUUUGCAUCAUUCAGAAUCAAUGCACUCUUCUUUUGUGGUCCUGGUUGCUCAGGCUGAUAAUGCUAUUCACUGGAUUAAUUUCUUUCCAGUGGAUAGCACAGAACCUUUUUGUAAACACCUACAUGUAUCUGCUGGAUAACAAUUCAUCUGUUGGACAGCAUUAUCGAUCCUUUGAACAACUGGGCUAUAGAGUGUGUACUAUGAAUGCCUUGAUGUUCAUGUAUGACAGAAUUCUGAAUUGCAAGGAAUCUCUAGGUCAUAAUGACUAAAUUUUAUUGUUGUAAAAAUGUCAAUCAGGCUGCAGUUUGUUUUAUUGACUCAAUGGAGCUAUCAAAGAAAUAAUUCAGGUGUAACCUAAACAGUUUUUCAAAUUUUUUUCUAUUUUACUAAAUUAUGAGAUAAAUUGAAAAAGCUUUAUAGAGACAAAGGUUUCACCACAAAAGUUUCACUUGUAAGUUUAAGUGGAAUUAAGUCAAGUGCAAUUCUUAUGUAAUUGAUAAGAAGCUGGCUGGCUGGAUAUAGCACACAUACAAGCUUAGAGGAUAUCACCUGAUAUUGUACAAUAUAUACAAGACUGUAUAAUAGUAUACUUACAAAUUUAUGAUGUGUGUUUAACUGUGAAUUUGAAGUACAUAAUUUUUGCUAGUGUUAUAUUGCCUACUUCAAAACAGUGCAACAAAAGAGUGCAAUGAAUAAGAACUCACACAAUUUCAAAGACAAAAAGAAGCUGAUCUUUCAUUACAAGUAGGUUACAGACAGGUCUUAAAAACUGGAAUGAAGAAAACUGGUUAUUAUCCUAUAAACUCCCAAGCUCCGAUUCCUAAUUCUCCCCUAUAACUACUUGACAUUUCUUUGUGAAUAGGUUAUGAGAAUUUAGUGUUGGAUCAAGAUAGCAAUUUCCACCUAAUAAAAUUGACUAGUCUCAUUACCUGUUAA
Messenger RNA from Pocillopora damicornis (cauliflower coral), 1883 nucleotides. RefSeq names its product NKAP-like protein. Gene Ontology annotation, cellular component: nucleus. The record is from RefSeq and is a predicted model, not a curated record. Gene Ontology annotation, biological process: regulation of gene expression. Gene Ontology annotation, molecular function: chromatin binding. Lineage: Eukaryota; Metazoa; Cnidaria; Anthozoa; Scleractinia; Pocilloporidae.